AUGCAACAAAAUUGGAGUCGCGGGAAACACGUCCCCCGCACGUGUUUUUUUUCUUCCGCUUUUCCUUCAGCAGCUCAUUCUCCCUUGUUUACAUCCUCUGUUUCCACAACUCUCUACUAUGUCAUGGCUUCUCUAUUUAGCAAACGUCUGACCUGCUUUUAUUGUGGGCAGCGGUCUACUCGUGUUAAUCGUCCUGCACACGGACCUGUUCGCAAUUUCCGCUGCGAGCACUGUGAGGCUGACAACUUCUUUGAUGAGGUUAGUGAUAUCUGUUUGCCCUCCAUCGCUUUCAUACAUCUAACUCUGUUUUCACAGAAAGGCGAGAUUACCGAUCCGCCAGCUGUGGUCACAAACGCCGAAGCUCCUUCCCCCGGCGCAUCAAGUCCAUCCGAACCAGCCUAUUCAAACGAACCCCCAUUAUUCUGUGCCAAGUGUACUCGCAAUCAGCAUCUCCUUACGAGCUCCCUAGCCUCAUACUUUCCCCCCUCCGAUGAUCCAACAAACAGCGAGUAUGAACGUGGGUAUGAGCAGUUCCGCCGAGGCCUCGAGGACAGUUAUCCCCAGGUCUGUGAAACCUGUGAGCCGCUUGUGAAAGAUCGUAUCCGCAAAGCCGGCUACGAAGCGAAAUCGGAUCAUCUACGGCGCAUGAUGGAUCAAAGUAGGGCGAAUCGGGAAUCGCGACAGGCUAGAAACCGAAGCUGGAGGAGCUUGCUGCUAUUCUUUGGUUCAUGCGCAUACUGGUCGAGCGUUGGCGGUCAGCUUGCGUGGGAUUUAGUUGCUGCAGCUACUGCACCCCAAUCGGCACAGGGCGUGGGGGAGGAUUCGCCCAUCACCAUGUUAUCUUGUGUUGCUCAAUCUCUCCAGUUGCGGCGCAUUCCUAGUGAUUGCUCCCCAGACCUGGCACCCACUGCGGGAUUAGCGUUGAUUUCAGGUGCGCUUUCUCUUUGGUGGAACCCAAAGCUGCGUUUCAAGAUCGACGGAAUGCCUGGCCAAUUCGAGGGUCUUGGGGAAUAUUACCAAGCCCAGCUUAUCCUCAUGGUGGUGCGGUGCGUAUUCUGGGCCGUGCUCAAGGAUCCGUCAGCCAGCGGAUUGGACCCUAAAUUGCCUCACGCUUUGCAUGCGGCUAUGGUCCCAGUUACGCUUUUGUCCGUUUUCGUCUCCAGACGUCUUGUCAAAUACACCAGUCGUCCACUUGUCAAUUGGUCAGAUAGUAGCUGGGAAACUCGCCUCGAGACUGCGAAAGCGUCCUCUCCGGUGCAGGGCGAGUCGUCGGCGUUGACCGGAGUGUCCAGCUCGGGUCGCACACCCAAGGCCAAAGAGAAUACAUUCCAGCCUCGUUUUCCGAUAGACAAACUGGCUCAAGGCCGACAGCCUGUUGAACAUCCGCUCCCAGCAACACCCACCCAGGAAGAUACCGACACCAUGGACUGGUCUCCGUCUGUGACCCACAACCUUCGGCCCACCAUAACACAGCGAAGUCAGCCUUCUGUGCUUAGUGGUCCCCAUCCAUUUCAGGGCCAGGUGCCAGCAGCCCCCACACCUCCUGCAUGGAAACUUCGCUCUAAGACCUCGACAAAACCCAUCGAACAAGUGAUUCAACCAAACCCGUUCCACCGCAGUCCUGCACAGCAAGCAGGCCAGUGGCAACAACGGCCCUCCGAGGCUGAUCCAGUGUUCAAGCCGCCUAAAUUCUUCGCUCCCAGUGAUCGGGACACGUCCACCGGAUUGGAAACCUUGUUUGAUCGCGCGUUCAAUUUCCAGCCCGAAGGUGCCCCAGGGUCCAGCUGGGAUCAGACCAAAUAUAAUGAAGGCUCUCCGCGUCUGUUUGAGACGAAUAGUGACUACUUCUUCGCAAUUGCCCGACUUUUACUGCUAGCCGCUUUCAUCGGUGCAUGGACACUCUCUCAAAAUCACGAAGUGUUGCUACCAGGAAACUAUGUGGAGAUUGCUGCCCUGGGUGUUGCAAGCUUGGUUGCUGGAUUCGCGUUGAUCAGUAUGGUGAAAAGGCCCCUUUCACAAUGGAAUGGCAUGGAGAUCCUGAUCUCAAUCACGGAGCUUGCCGCGGCUGUUCAUAUGGGGGCACAUUUGCCAACGGCUUCAGCGAACCGGGAAUACUUUGAUCGCUACGGCAAAAUACUUUUAUUCUUCAUGCUCUUCCAAGAAGCUAUGAAGGUGCACUCUUUUUGCGUUUCCUCGGGUACAAAAGCAGAGCAGAAACCACCAGGGUCUGCAUCACCACCCACGCAACCACAGUCGCCAGUGAGCCAGGCAGGUGCUCUCGACUGGCCCGCUGAUAGACCUUCGGACACCGCAAUGUCCACUUCUCUGCCUCAGAUUAGCAGUCCACCUGUGCACCACUCAUUCGAGUCACAGUCACCACCUCUUGCGCUUUCAUUUGGAGACACCGAGGCAGCCUCCAGUUUCUCGUCAGCCUUGCCUUCCGUGCCCCAGUACAGGAUUGCACCGUCUCACACAGUCUCUUCGUUCCCGGCUGCCAACCAGAACGCUUUCCAGCAGAACAAGAACCCGCACAGUUUCACCAUGGAAUCUCUGAGGCAAAUUGACCCUGCGUCGGAUUAUGAGCCAGAAUCCGACACCGAGACUGUCGCUACUUCAACGACUACUGCUACCAACUUUACCAACCGCAACAUUCGGUAUGGGAAUAACUUCGGCUUGGGGUCCACCCCCUACUCGCCCCGGCGUACUGGCCUUGGUUCAGGCAUGGGUGGUCUGAGCCUGGAUGAUGAUUCAACCCCUCGCCGCAUCACUCGCAGCCAGACUCAGCAUGGACUUCUCGGUCGACGUCCUGCAAAUUAUGUUCGUUAG
This is a messenger RNA of Penicillium salamii, 2826 nucleotides long. The record is from the annotation of a GenBank genome assembly. Lineage: Eukaryota; Fungi; Ascomycota; Eurotiomycetes; Eurotiales; Aspergillaceae.